AUGAAUUUACUUCGGGAAUAUGAACGCAAUUUUGAUUAUAUUAAAGCUAGUAAGUGGAUGGCGGAUAACUGGCACAUCUCAAUCUACCUGUCCAUCGCAUAUUCUCAAAUGCAAAACAGGAGAGCAUUUGAAAUAAACAAACUAUUAUUUGUAUGGAAUUUAUUAUUGUCUAUAUUCUCAACCAUGGGGUCAAUCAGAGCCAUUGAAGAAGUUGGUUAUGUGAUGAGAAAUCACGGUAUUAUAGCUUCGGUGUGUUAUCAAAACAAUUAUACAGCCGGCGUUGGACUUUGGGCCAUCCUAUUUGCAUUGUCUAAAGUACCGGAAUUAUUUGACACAAUAUUUUUGGUGUUGCGAAAAAAGCCGGUCAUAUUUCUGCACUGGUACCAUCAUAUGACCGUGCUCAUGUUAUGCUGGUACGCGUACACACAAAAUUCCAGCACCAAAAAAUGGUUCGGCCUGGUUAACUACUCUAUACACUCGUUUAUGUACGCUUAUUAUGCCGUUCAGUCCAUAGGCCUGAGAGUGCCCUCAACACUGUCUAAAGCUAUAACAAUGGCACAGAUAUUUCAAAUGGUUUUCGGAUAUUUUGAUAAUGAUUGUGGUGUUAGCUAUCAAUUCAUAGGCGCUUCCCUUGCUUUGUAUGCAACAUUAUUUUAUUUGUUUUAUUUAUUCUAUACGAAUCGAUACAAUAAGAGAAAAAUUAAUAAACAAGGAUAA
Oppiella nova is the source of this 717-nucleotide messenger RNA. Lineage: Eukaryota; Metazoa; Arthropoda; Arachnida; Sarcoptiformes; Oppiidae. The record is from the annotation of a GenBank genome assembly.